Messenger RNA from Mesorhabditis belari, 636 nucleotides. NCBI's taxonomy places the organism in Eukaryota, Metazoa, Nematoda, Chromadorea, Rhabditida, Rhabditidae. The record is from the annotation of a GenBank genome assembly.
AUGGCUUCUACAGCCUCCGGCCCGCCCGGCCUCUCAUCAGUCACUGAUUUCGCAGCCACGCUUGGACAAAUGUCGAAUCCAUUCUACCCCGGCUACAGCGAGGCCUAUUUGGGAGCCGCUAAUGGCGGAGGCUUUUUGUCCGCUGCUUUACCCCAACCAAGCACAGCUCAAGAUCAGCAGUCGUUGCCGUGUUAUCCACAGCCGCCAGGAAUCGAUUGGCAAAAGGACAACAAAGACGAUAAGGAUAAGGACGGUAGCGGAGAAUCGGAUGACGAUUCGGGAAUGCCGAAAGGGACUGUCGUUUACCCGUGGAUGACCCGAGUCCACUCCACAACCAAUAGUGGUCGAGGCGAGAAACGACAACGCACCGCUUACACGAGAAAUCAGGUAUUGGAAUUGGAGAAAGAAUUUCACUUCAACAAGUACCUCACUCGAAAGCGACGGAUAGAAAUCGCUCACUCGUUGAUGCUCACCGAACGUCAGGUGAAGAUCUGGUUCCAGAAUCGUCGUAUGAAGCACAAAAAGGAAAACAAGGAUAAGCCAACCCCUCACCAGAUGAUGGGUGCAUUCGGCACAGGUCCUCUCCCAUUCGCUCAUCUCGGCGGUUUCCCCCGUUCUUUCCUUGCUCCAUUCACA